This is a messenger RNA of Zasmidium cellare ATCC 36951, 738 nucleotides long. RefSeq lists its product as uncharacterized. NCBI's taxonomy places the organism in Eukaryota, Fungi, Ascomycota, Dothideomycetes, Mycosphaerellales, Mycosphaerellaceae. The transcript has 2 exons. Bases 1 to 738 code for a protein of 245 amino acids. Gene Ontology annotation, biological process: sterol metabolic process. Gene Ontology annotation, cellular component: membrane; endoplasmic reticulum. Gene Ontology annotation, molecular function: cholestenol delta-isomerase activity. The record is from RefSeq and is a predicted model, not a curated record.
AUGGCCGAAGUACCGUCCUUCAUCAGUACAACCACCGUCCUCUCCCUCCUCUCAACCGUAAUAAUCCUGCUCGCCGCGUACAUCGCCUCCGUCCAACUCCUCCCCACCACUGCCUCCACAAAAACGCGCAUCCUCUUCGUCUGGCACGCGUUCGACGCGUUGAUCCAUUUCUUCCUAGAAGGAGGAUACCUGUACAACUGCUUCUUCUCAUAUACGACCAACACUGGCCUGUGGAAUAACAAGGAGCCACCUUUCGUCUCCGCUUACCUGCCCCCGAACGUGUACUUCCUCGGCCACAAGAACCGCAUCUAUGGCUCAGAGUAUGGGACGAACCCGCUGGCGAAGCUGUGGAUGGAGUACGCAAAGGCAGAUAAGAGAUGGGCGGGUAGCGAUUUGGGCAUCAUCAGCUUGGAGCUCUUGACAGUCUUCAUUGCUGGGCCAAUGGCUGUGUGGAUAUGCAACUGCCUCAGGAAGCAGAGGAGCGACGUGUGGUUUUGGAUGGUCGUAUUGGCUACUGGGGAGCUGUAUGGGGGUUUCAUGACCUUUGCGCCUGAGUGGUUGUCGGGGAACACCAAUUUGGACGGAAGCAAUUUCAUGUACCUCUGGAUCUACCUCGUUUUCUUCAACGCAGCGCUGUGGGUCGCAAUUCCGUUGUGGAUUCUCUUUGAAGCCUACAACAGGAUUACGAACGCCCUGCAAUACCAGAGCCAGGUGGAGUCUGGAAAGAAGGCGAAGUGA